Crotalus tigris (Tiger rattlesnake) is the source of this 3060-nucleotide messenger RNA. Its product is annotated as zinc finger protein 420-like. The transcript is spliced from 7 exons. The record is from RefSeq and is a predicted model, not a curated record. The coding region runs from base 910 to 2943 and encodes 677 amino acids. Gene Ontology annotation, biological process: regulation of transcription by RNA polymerase II. Gene Ontology annotation, molecular function: DNA-binding transcription factor activity, RNA polymerase II-specific; RNA polymerase II cis-regulatory region sequence-specific DNA binding. Lineage: Eukaryota; Metazoa; Chordata; Lepidosauria; Squamata; Viperidae.
AGAGGAAGUAUUAGCGAGUGCAUCAGCUAGAAUCUUCCCCCCUCGGCUUCAUUGCCCUCCCGUUCUUUUUUCUUUUUACCCUCAACUUCCCCAAAGGCAAAGGAGGGGGGAGACUGCGAGAAGAUCUUGCAAGGAACGGAGGAUCACCGAGUGGUGCCCUUUUCCUCUGCAAAGAGAAGGGAGCCGCGGAGAGAGAGAGAGAGAGAGAGAGAGAGAGAGAGAGAAAGCAAGAACCAUCUUCCUGUUUGGCUCUUCAAUAAACUGCAACCUUCUUUCUAAAGCAGUAGCCAUGUUGUUUAUCCCCGGCUUGGACUGGACCAGGAUGAAGACUUUUCUUCCAACACCUGUGUCCUCAGGGUCACCUGAUCUGCACAAAUGGCUGUGGAUCCUUCUUGGCUUCUGCAGGAUGUUUUCUGCCCUGACUGAAAACUAGUCCUUCUUUUCUCUAGACUAGCCAAACCCAAAUCCUGCAACCGUUCUUCCUAUGUUUUAUCAGCUCCUUGCCUGUGAUUUUGCGACUAGGAUUAGUCUUGCCUCUGGAUGGCAUAUCUAGAUUAGGGAAUAAACCGGACAUCGAUAUGACCAUGAUGGUCAAAGGCUUUGCCUCGCUUUCUUUUUUCCAUUAAACACCCGAGUUGGAAGAUCAUCGAAAAGCAACAGUACAGAGAGAAACCGCCAGUGCAUUCCAUACAUUCCCCUCCCCGCUCGGAACAGUUGGCAAGCUAGAAGUGGCACGGCUGUCCUAGCGCAAGCAAUCUUUGUAGCUGGACAGCACCUUUUGAGAUUUUUUUUCAGAGUUUAUGCAGUUGUGGUCCUAUCGAGGACAAUAACUUUGGAGAUCAGGAAAAAGUCGAUCCUGUUUUGUUUCUGUUUCUUUUUUGUGUGUGUGUGUUAAUAAACACAGAGAAAAUGCAUGAAGAAUACCCAGCAGAGGAAGGACAACGAGAAGUUCCUCGUGGCGCUUGCCCUGAGACCCCCGGAGACAAAACUAGACUGAAGAGCUUAGAGGAAGAAGUGGUCACUUGGCAUGGUCAGUGCCACUGUUUCAGGGACUUCCGCUAUGAGGAAGCCAAGGGACCCCGAGAGCUUUGCAGCCAGCUCCACCACCUUUGUGCUCGGUGGCUGAAACCGGAAAGGAUCACCAAAGCUGAGAUGCUGGACCUUGUGAUCCUGGAGCAGUUCCUGGCCGUCCUGCCCCUGGAGAUGAAGAGCUGGGUCCAGGACUGUGAACCAGAGACCACUUCCCAAGCGGUGGCCUUGGCAGAGGGCUUCCUCCUGAACCAAGGAGAGGAAACAAAACAGGAGACAUUGCAGGGAUCCUUUGGGGGAGUGAUCUCUGAAAGGCUGGAGACAAGAGGACGUCCAUCUCAGGAGCUGAUCUUCAAUGAAAUUUCCAGAGAAGAUCCAAGUCAGAACCUCUUAACAGGGAACAAAACAACGUCACUUGUGUUUGCGGGAUCAUCUCCCUUUGAUAAAGCAAAACCAACAUCUGUGCCUGUAGCUCUGAGUCCUGUGUCCUUCCAGGAGGUGGCUGUUUUUUUCACUGAAGAAGAGUGGGCCUUACUGGAACCCCAUCAAAAAGCUUUGCAUGAUGAGGUCAUGCUGGAGAAUUCAAGGAAUGUGGCUUCUCUAGGUGAUGGAAAAGAAAAUAAGAAUAAUGAGAAGACAAGGAUAUUUGCAUUGCAAACAAUUAAGUAUGAAGGACAAGAAGAGAUGUUUCAAAACAUGUGGAGACCACAACAAGGGGAGGACAAUCAGCGAAGCAAACAGGGUGAGACGUUCUCAGUUACUCAAAGUGUGGAAAUACAGGACUUCCAGACCCAAGAAAAUCACAAGGGAAAGACAAAAGGAGAGAAUUCAAGGUAUGGGAAAUUGUUCAAAGAUAAACCUGAUAGAACCAAAGAUUGCAGAAUCCACACAAAAGCGAAAGCUUGCGAACGCAGAGACCGCGUGAAGACUUACUAUGAGAACUUCCCUCUGACUUUGCAUCAGAGCGUCUCCCCAGAAAACAAACCAUAUAAAUGCACGGAGUGUGGAAAAACCUUUAGCCACUCCAGUUCCCUCACUUCCCACAAGAGGAUCCACACGGGGGAGAAGCCCUACAAAUGCACGGAAUGCGGAAAAAGCUUUCGACGCAAUACCGACCUUACCUCUCACAAAAGGGUUCACACCGGCGAGAAACCCUUCAAAUGUACGGAGUGCGGGAAGGGUUUCACCAUGAGCAGCAACCUGACGUUGCACAAACGGAUCCAUACCGGGGAGAAACCCUUUCAAUGCGCGGAGUGUGGAAAGAGCUUCAUUCAGAGGGGUCACCUCACUUGCCACAUGCGGAUCCACACUGGGGAGAAGCCAUAUAUGUGCGUGGAGUGUGGAAAAACUUUCAGGUGGAGCAGCCACCUGCCUAACCACAUGAGGAUCCACACGGGGGAGAAACCGUAUAAGUGCGCGGACUGCGGAAGGUGCUUCAGAGACCGUAGUGCCUUUCAGGCCCACCGGAGGAUCCACACAGGGGAGAGAUCGUUAAAGUGCACGGAAUGCGGGAAGACUUUCCGGGGCAGCACGGAUCUCACGAUCCAUAAAAGGAUUCACACCGGGGAGAAACCCUACAAAUGCCUGGAGUGUGGGAAGAGCUUCAUUCGAAGCAGUCACCUGUCUUCCCAUAAAAACAUCCACCCGGGAGAGAAGCCGUUUAAAUGUCUGGAGUGCGGAAAGAGCUUCACUCAAAGCUGUUACCUCAUCUACCAUCAAAGGAUCCACAUGGGAGAAAAACCCUACAAAUGUCUGGAGUGCGGGAAGAGCUUCAGCAGGAGCAGUCACCUUUCUUACCAUAGGAACAUCCACCAUGGAGAGAAAGGCUAUAAAUGUCUGGAGUGCGGGAAAAGCUUUACUCAGAGCUGUUACCUUCUGUCCCAUAAAAGUAUCCACAUCAGGGAAAGCCCAUAAAAAUACUAGGAGUGUUCUGCAUCUUCUUGUCCUUACAUUUUUUUGUAAGCUGACUUGAGUGUUUAUAGAAAUAGAAAGGCAUGGUAUAAAUGUAAUAAUACAAAUAAUUACUACUAC